This is a messenger RNA of Dreissena polymorpha, 1122 nucleotides long. RefSeq names its product serine protease inhibitor dipetalogastin-like. Lineage: Eukaryota; Metazoa; Mollusca; Bivalvia; Myida; Dreissenidae. The record is from RefSeq and is a predicted model, not a curated record. The transcript is spliced from 13 exons. Gene Ontology annotation, molecular function: protein binding. The coding region runs from base 20 to 1018 and encodes 332 amino acids.
AUUUGACAACCGAUCGACCAUGAAGACCAUCCUAGCUAUUGCAGUGUUCGCUGUGCUGCUGUUUGCAGUAAGCGGCCAGGAGCACAUGUGCAUCUGUGGACAAAUCUUUGACCCUGUGUGUGGUAGCGAUGGUGUCUGGUACGACAACAAAUGCCUCAUGGCGUGCAAGUACAUCCACGCCAAUGAGGACCAAGGUGCCUGUGGAGCGAACAGGAUGAGGCGAAGUGAAGGCGAGGAGCACAUGUGCAUCUGUGGACAAAUCUUUGACCCUGUGUGUGGUAGCGAUGGUUUGUGGUACGAUAACAAAUGCCUCAUGGCGUGCAAGUACGUCCACGCAAAUGAGGAUCAAGGUGCAUGUGGAGCGAACAGGAUGAGACGAAGUGAAGGCGAGGAGCACAUGUGCAUCUGUGGACAAAUCUUUGACCCUGUGUGUGGCAGUGAUGGUGUCUGGUACGACAACAAGUGCCUCAUGGCUUGCAAGUACAUCCUCGCCAAUGAGGACCAAGGUGCCUGUGGAGCGAACAGGAUGAGACGAAGUGAAGGCGAGGAGCACAUGUGCAUCUGUGGACAAAUCUUUGACCCUGUGUGUGGUAGCGAUGGUUUGUGGUACGACAACAAAUGCCUCAUGGCGUGCAAGUAUAUCCACGCCAAUGAGGAUCAAGGUGCCUGUGGAGCGAACAGGAUGAGACGAAGUGCAGGCGAGGAGCACAUGUGCAUCUGUGGACAAAUCUUUGACCCUGUGUGUGGUAGUGAUGGUGUUUGGUACGACAACAAGUGCCUCAUGGCUUGCAAGUACAUUCAUGCAAAUGAGGAUCAAGGUGCAUGUGGAGCGAACAGGAUGAGACGAAGUGAAGUAAGCGGCGAGGAACACAUGUGUAUCUGUGGACAAAUCUUUGCCCCUGUGUGUGGUAGCGAUGGUGUCUGGUACGACAACAAGUGCCUCAUGGCGUGCAAGAACAUCCACGCCAAUGAGGAUCAAGGUGCCUGUGGAGAGAGCUCCGUCCUUCGCUCUGGCUGAUUUAACUCCUUCACCACCCCACACCGACAAACAAGCAGCGAACAUUAUGUAACUUAAAAAAAUAAUAGUGUAAUCUAUUGAGGAAUAAAUAAAUUUGGAAGCAU